Messenger RNA from Oncorhynchus keta (chum salmon), 4157 nucleotides. Its product is annotated as forkhead box protein J1-A-like. The record is from RefSeq and is a predicted model, not a curated record. Gene Ontology annotation, molecular function: DNA-binding transcription factor activity; sequence-specific DNA binding. Gene Ontology annotation, biological process: regulation of DNA-templated transcription. The transcript has 3 exons. NCBI's taxonomy places the organism in Eukaryota, Metazoa, Chordata, Actinopteri, Salmoniformes, Salmonidae. Bases 281 to 1735 code for a protein of 484 amino acids.
UAUUAAACUGCCCCCGGAGAGAUCCUUAGCCGCUGCCACCGUUAUAAAGACCUGUUUUUGAGACGUUGAAUUGAACAAGCGCGCAUCAGAGCGCCAAAGACAUCUUUAGGUAUUUUUUCAUACAUUUUCAACAGGUGCAAAUCCUCAAGGCUAAAACGAUAUUAAUAAUUUAUCAAUUGGCCAUUUGGAUUGUAAGAUAUUUUCUCAGCAGUAUAUCAGAUCAAGGCUGUUGUCUGGUGGUAUAGGAGUGAGCUUUAGCCAUCGGAGCGGAGGGAGGACCAUGCUGUCUCUAAGCUGUGCAGACCCCUGGCCCGAGGGCUCGGUGGGGCUGGAGGAGGAAGUGGUGACUGCCGCUGCUCAUUCUGAGGAGCUGGACCUGGACGACAGCUCAGCCUCAGCAGGCUCCAGCAGCACUGGGGGCUCUGACAACCUGGAUGACAGCCUGACCAGCCUGCAGUGGCUGCAGGAGUUCUCUAUUCUCAAUGCCAAUGGGCCUCAACAGGCUCCUCUCUCCACUCACCACCAGCCUCACUUCUUCGGCCAUCAGCAGCUGGGCUCUGAGGCUCCCGCUUCCCCUCUGGCUGGUGACCCUGCAUCCAUAGGCAUGCCCCUCACCCCAGGCAAGCCCACAGCAGCAGCCUAUUGUAGGAUGCAGUCCCUGUCAGCCCUCCCUAGCCUGGUGGCCCAUGGUCACUGCCCCGAUGAGGUGGACUACAAGACAAACCCUCAUAUCAAACCCCCUUACUCCUACGCCACACUCAUCUGUAUGGCCAUGCAGGCCAGCAAGAAGACCAAGAUCACCCUCUCCUGCAUCUACAAGUGGAUCACUGACAACUUCUGCUACUUCCGCCAUGCUGACCCCACCUGGCAGAACUCCAUCCGGCACAACCUGUCUCUGAACAAGUGUUUCAUCAAGGUUCCGCGGCAGAAGGACGAGCCAGGGAAGGGGGGCUUCUGGAAGAUUGAUCCCCAGUACGCAGAGCGCCUCCUCAACGGGGCCUACAAGAAGAGGCGGAUGCCCCCUGUCCAGAUCAACCCUGCCCUGCAGAACAGGCUUAGGGCCAACCCCCAGCCCCUGCCCAGGGGCCUCUGUAACUCCACAGGCAGUCAGAGUGGGCUAUGUGUCAAUCCAGAGGCUCAGCAGCUCCUCAGAGAGUUUGAAGAGGCCACUGGAGCCGACCAGAACUGGGACCCCUGUCUGGCCGAAGGCACCAUGCUGGGGGCAUGGCCCAUAAGAAAGGGAGGCCCUGGACACAAGAGGAAACACCCACUGGGCUCCAGGACUGCCAUGGUCAAAGUCCCCCGGCACUCCAGCUCUCCUUUGCUGUCUUUGGAGGAGUAUAGGGAACUGGGCUCCCUGAAGGGGAACUUUGACUGGGACGCCCUCCUGGAUUCUGCACUGAGUGGGGAGCUGAGUCUGGACGGAGGAGGUCCACUGAGCCCCAUCCCCCAGGAGGAGGACCUGAUGGUGCGGGGCACCCACAUUUGCCCCCUUGAGGCCCCCGCGGGGACAGCAGACAGCAGCCACGUGCUGGCGGAGACCCAGAGGAGCAGCGGAGCAGACUUUGAGGAGACGUUCCUGGCCACAGCAUUCCUACAGAGCCCCUGGCCAGAGGAAGAGGAGCAGGGAUCUACCAACUUCCUGUGCAGCUCCACAGUCAACCUGGAGCAGCUCUUUGACCUGGGAGAUUCCCUCGGCGGUGACCUCAGCAGUAAGAUAGAGUAUCUUCUCUAAAGACAUGUUCACCAAUUCUUUGGCCUCCAAGACUCUUUGACUAUACUGACACUACUAUGAUGACACUACUAGAUUAUUGUUUAAAAAGAGAGGCACCACAUGAACUAAAUGGACCUUUUACACAUGCAUGUGUUUAAGAUUUCUAGAUUAUGUUUUUUGAAAUUGGUACAAUAAUGGAUGACAUCAUUAAUGCCUACAGAGCAAAAAUGCCACAAUGAACUGCAGUAUUCCAAACGAUUACUGGACAAAAACUAUAUCAAACCUACUGUUGGGACCAUGACUUUGGAUAAUAGACAUUAUCAAUAAGACUUCGCUCACAGAGAAACUAAAUAUUCCUGUCUGAGGACAGGAAAACCACCAAUAUGUCUUUGUUUACAUUCUGAAUAUAUAUGUGGUAUUGAAUGGAUUGCAGGUUGACGUGGAUAGAGGAAUUGUCAUGCAGGCACAAGGUGAGCAACAGAACAUUGGAAUCAACAUUUUAUAUAUUUUUUUUUAGCAUUAGAUGAAAUUACAAAGUAAGACUUUACAGUGACUGUACUCUUUGAAAGUUAUGGACAGUUUCGAGAUGCAAGGCCAACAGCUAAUGAUGAGUUGAGGUGUUGUACCUGACAGUGAUGCAACGUUUUAGCUGCUAAAGAAUAGGUGGUUUAGCAUGCUGAAUAUUUCAUAAAGGUUUAGAUGAAUCCACCUCACAGGGAAUACUAUUAUUUGUUGUGAAGAUCUCUUAUUAUUGUUGAGGAAUUAAAAUGAUCACAAUGCUGAUGCAUACUAAAAUCCCAGAGAAGGUUAUGGAAUGUAUGCAUCAGACUUCAGGAAUUUCAGUCCUGUACUGAAUUUUCUACUGAAAUCCUGAACGUCUGACUUUUAACGCUCUGUGGAUGCAUUUGGAUGAAAUUCUGAAACUAGUGUCUAUUUAAUAUCAAUAUACAAUAUCUGUAACUGAAGUGAAAGGAAUACUAUGAUGAUCAAUGAAGAUAUAUUUGCCAAAUUACUACUAAUUAGAAGAGUUUUUAGACUUAAAAUUGUUUUAUGUGUGGGGUUUUCUAUAAUGACUACUUUCUGAAUGCAUUCUUUGAAUAAUGAUCUUUUCACUUUAACUAAAUGUAUGCAGAACCAUUUUAAACGGGUUGUUUUUAGCAAGCUUAGGAUUGUCAUAUUAUCAGCAGAGAGUGUAAAUUUAUAUUUAAUAAUCAUUAAUUCAACUAAUUUCAGUGAGUUAACCAGUUACAGAGAGCAGUAGAGGACAGAUCUGGAUGUCGUAAAGACAAGUUCAUUCCAAUGCAGAAUAGCUCAAGGCAAGCUUCUCCUUUGCAAUGGUUUCAGUGGCUUGUCAAUGAAUACCCGACCUUCAGGUUAGAUGUGCAAAGAACAACACUUGGGACCAGAAGACCAGCAGUGUUAGAGGCUGGGUUUUCACCAAGGAAAGCUGAUGGAGGCCUUUUGGUCAACAGAAGGAGACAAUGCAAAAAUGAUGACAUAAACAAACAGGAAUUACAUGAACAAAUGUUGAGUUAUGAGAUACUCUCUUGUUUUGUUUCAAGUCAACCUUUACCUGGAAAUUGCUUUCUUUGUCUUUCCUCUGGUCUUACUAAACCCAAUCACAUGGUUUCAAGACAUGAGUGAGUGAGUCUUAAAGGUUGAUUGAUGGCACAAAAAAACAGUCAAUUUUGAAACAGACAUGGGGUGUACCUUUGGUGGUUAUGUUCGAAGUGUCAUUCUGGUCAUGCAUGCCGCGACCGACGUAGUUUGUUAGCUAAGAUAGCCACUUUAGCUAGCCAGUGACUUCUCCAGUGUGUUGAUGUCAUUUCACAGGAGUUGUGUUUGGAAAGAAGCUGUAGAGAUCGGUAAGAAAUGGCCCUUCUGUAGCCAAAUAUCUUAUUCAGAAAUUGUGGUUGUGUUUUUAAGCAUUAAAUGACCUAGUAUAAUGGCACAUUGAUCAGUUAUACAGUUUAAAGCCGCUAUUUUUGUGUUUUUGCCCAAAGUCGACCUUUAACAUGUAUAUUAAAAUGUGCUAAUAGUCGUCAUCUUGCAGAAUAACUACUCCUGGUUUAUUAGUGUUGUAAAUCCACCAUGAAGUCUAAAAGUGCAAUCAAUGUACAGUGAGUGAUACUUGGUCUAUUUUACAUUACAUUGAAGGGUAGUAAUGCAGUUUACUUAGUCAGACCCAGUUCAUGGUUUAAUGUGUGGUACGGUAUGAAUACAUUCUGAUGGAAGGAAACUCCUCCUUUAAAAGUGAAUUACCUACUAUAUUUUGUCAGUUGUGUAUUAGCUCUUCCAAAACAUUUGUCAUCCAAUUUGACCCAAUUGGCAUCAUACCUCAAUAUUUUUUAUAUUUUUUUAUGAAGAUAUGCAUUCAUGUGUGCAUUCAUUCUGUUUAUUUUUCUGUUUUUCCUUGACAAUAAAAAAACCCUUAAAACUUGAA